AUGGACGUGAAGAUUCAGGAGAAGACAGCGCUCGCGCAGCGGCAGUUCAUGGAGAAGGCCUCGAAGCUCAUCGCAAACAUCAGGGGAGAGUGGCAGCUGGUGGAGGUCAACGAAAUGAUCGCCGCUGAGUAUGAAAAACUGUACGGGCGAAUCGCAAUGCAUCCCUUGCUCUCGGUGAAGGGCGGCAAGAAGGAGCCCAGAUAUUUGAUCGACCGCGAUGAGACCUGGGUGAUCUACAAGCCGCCGCUCUGGCAGAUGGCAGGCAGCCCAAACAGUUGGUUGCCGAACGUCAAAAAGCUCGUAAAGCAGAGCCAGAGCCGGGAAGAUGCGCGGCAGAAGCUAGUGACGGAGCCUAAGACGUCAGCUUUACAGGAGUGGCAUGGUAUCAUGACCGGCAUCAAGUGGAUCGUUGAUGAAAACCCAGAAGAGCCGCAACGGAAAGGGGUGAAGGACUGGGGCUUCUUGCAGCGCUUGGAUCUGGAGACCGAUGGGCCCGUUCUAGUGGCGAAGAGUUGGCGCGCCCAGAGAUUCCUGCAGGUGCAGCUGAAGGAGCACAUUUUUUCGAAGGCCUACAUGUGCUUAGUCCACGGCAAGGUGGAGAACCGAACCCAGCACAUCAAGGCUAGGUUUGCAGAACUUGGAACAUCAGGCCAUCAGGUCAUGGUGAAGUACGAUGCCAUCAAUGACCCCUUCUAUGAGAGACACAAAUCGGGCUGGUGGCAGAAACGCGAGCAGCGGGUGGCUGACACCUUCCUCAAGCCCCUGGCAUAUUACAAAAAGAAAGAUGAUGGGUCGGAGUACACGCUCGUCUACGUGAACAUCCUGAGUGGAAUCACCCACCAAGUUCGUAUCACUAUGCAAAGCAUUGGUCACCCACUGGUCAGCGAUGACCGCUAUUUGCCCCGCGAGCAGGCUAUGGCGGACUGCCAGUGGUGUCCUCGCAACUUUCUUUGUGAAGUUCGCUCUGACUGGUUUGACAUGUGUGGUCCCUACCAAGACUCAAAGCGGCGCAGAUACGCGCGCAUAUCUAUAGAGAAUCCCUUGCCGAAGCUUUUCCAAGACCUUCUCGAGCAGAAGCUCCACUUGGUUCAGAAGCUCGACCCUCAUGCAGAUUUGUACCAAGGAUGCCAGUAUUGGGCACUUGGAGAUGAGCAGCUCAUGAUAGACCACCCCAAGGAUACAGAGUAUCAAAAGAAAGUCAUGAGAUGGGGGAUACGCCGUGGGAUACACCUGGAUGCUAUGGAUCGGUUGCUGCUUCUGAAGCGUGAAGAAAUUGAUCGUGUUAUGGCAGAGUACCGCUCUCCCGAUGACGAGGAUGGCGUUUUUUGGGUGUGCCCGGUGUGCAUGAGCUUCAACCACCCCACACAAUACGGGGACGGGACCACAUGCAAAGGCUUUCUAGGCAAUAAGUGCGCCUCGACGAAGAAGGUGUCAAAAUCGGAAAAUGUAGUGGUGCCGGAAGGAUGGAGGGAUUACCUGGCAGAUCCUACACUUCAUCUCCUGGCCGUCGUGAACCCCUUGUUGUUGAGUGCCAGAAAAGAGGCCAUUUCGAGGUCCCGGCCCAAUUGGGAUCGACCUCCUGGUGAGGAGGAGGGCGAGCAGGCAACACCAGACCAGAUCGAAUCUCUCCACAAGGCGCUUGUGAAGGAUGCGGAGAAGGGGGGCUUUGGCUUCCACCAGGAUGAGCUCCACAAGAUCGGGGGCCUUGAGACGGCGCAGAUGCCGCUGAGGCUGCCGCAGGACUGCGAGGUGCGCCGGGUGCGGCUGCCGGGCCGAGGGAUGCACUCCCGCUGGAACUACACCUUGUCGGGCAAGGAGCGGUUGAAGGCAGCUGCAAGCUUCUCCUGCAGGCUGAAGCCGGUGAAUGAGCCCAUCCUCGUAGAUACAGAGAGGCUACCUGAGAAAUAUUUUCUCCGUGGGGGAGGUCAAGGAGUCUACAAUGGGCAGCAACAGGCUGCGGAGGAGGCCGGGAGCAAAGGGAGGGGUGAGGAGACGGAGCAGAGUUCCAAUGAAAAGACUCGGAACAAGAAGGAGGAGGACCAAAGCUGGGGCGGCUGGAACAGCUGGGGCAGGUCGGGCAACUACAAGCAAAGGUGGGAGAAUCAGGAGAGGGGUUGGGAAAAGCAGGAGCCUUCGGCAGUAGAGCGAAAAAGGCCUAUGGAGGAAACCUGGCCAAACUCACCUGAGCAGCCCGCAAAGCGCUCCAAGUCUGUCUGGAAGAAAGUUGAAAAGCGCAACAUGCCGGGCCAUUUCUUCUAUGUGGAUGCUGAAACCGGAGAUGUCUCCGAAGCACCGCCACAACUCUUUGAAGAAGUUGUCUGGGAGUGCAAGGAGUCAAGCACGGCUCGAGGGGCCUAUUACUAUUUCAAUCGGGAUUCAGGCGAGACCAGGGUGGACAGACCGAAGGGCGUGAAGAUCAUAAAUGAUGUGCAGCAGGCCAAGGCAAAGACCAAACCAGAGGAAAAGAAGGCGGAGUCUGGCAUUCCCUGGCAGCGAAUCGAGUCCAAAUCGCAGCCUGGACUCUACUACUACUUCAACCCUUUGACAGGUCAAACUGACACCAUGCCUCCACGCGUGCAGGCUCCCUGGCAGCUUUUGGAGUCGAAGUCCAAAAGAGGGCAAUGGUACUACUUCAACCAGUCUACGGGCGAAAGCACGGAGGUGCCUCCACGCUGCGCUAUGCCAAAGGGUGAGCAGCCCUCCGCAAGGCAAGAUGCACGUGGUCAAAGUGAGGAGUGGGAGAAGCACAUGUCCGCGAAGCACGGCAAGUUUUAUUGGAUCAACACAAGGACCAAUGAAACCAGAUGGCAGCUGCCAGGCAAGACCAACGCAGAACGCCCCAGGGCCAAGGACCAAUGGGAGCGCCUGGAAUCCUCGAGCUACCCCGGCAAGUUCUACUACAAAAAUCUCGCCACCGGUGAGACGAAAUGGACCUCCUGA
Molecule: messenger RNA, 2940 nt
Organism: Effrenium voratum
Lineage: Eukaryota; Dinophyceae; Suessiales; Symbiodiniaceae
Source: the annotation of a GenBank genome assembly